CUUUUUUACACCAGUCUUUUACACCAUAAGCAACCUAAACCUUCUUCAUCAUGGUCAACACUACUUCAGCUCUUAUUGGCACCCUAGCAGGAGCUUUACUAGCACCUAUUGUUGUGGUUAAAGCUGUAGGCGUGCUCGGCUUUAGUACUACAGGCAUCAUAUCAGGAAGUAUUGCCGCUUAUAUCAUGUCAAUUUAUGGAGGAACUGUCACAGCAGGCUCUGUGUGUGCUGUAAUGCAAUCUAUUGGAGCCGGGGGGCUCGGAAUCAUUGGAGCCAUUGUAUCAUCUGCCAUUGGUGGAACCGUUGGAGGCGUCGUUGGAGCUGCUACUUCGGUUGAUGCAGGCAACUAUGGAGAUUGUUCGAACGACAGCAACUGA
Lobosporangium transversale is the source of this 377-nucleotide messenger RNA. RefSeq lists its product as hypothetical. Bases 51 to 377 code for a protein of 108 amino acids. Lineage: Eukaryota; Fungi; Mortierellomycota; Mortierellomycetes; Mortierellales; Mortierellaceae. Gene Ontology annotation, cellular component: membrane. The transcript has a single exon. The record is from RefSeq and is a predicted model, not a curated record.